Prunus armeniaca (apricot) is the source of this 1950-nucleotide messenger RNA. The record is from the annotation of a GenBank genome assembly. NCBI's taxonomy places the organism in Eukaryota, Viridiplantae, Streptophyta, Magnoliopsida, Rosales, Rosaceae.
AUGGAUACAGGGGUUAGUUUGGUUCCACCAUCAAGUAAUGGAAUGCUUUCGAAGGUGAAGCCUCCCAAUGAAGAGGCCGAUUAUGUAGAGAGAGACCCGAGCAAUAGAUAUGUUCGGUACAAUGAAAUCUUGGGCAAGGGUGCCUUCAAGACUGUCUACAAGGCAUUUGAUGAAGUUGAUGGAAUAGAAGUCGCUUGGAACCAAGUGAAGAUUGAUGCUGUCUCGCGAUCACCAGAAGAUUUGGAAAAAUUGUACUCUGAAGUUCAUCUGCUGAAAUCACUGAAUCAUGAAAAUAUUAUUAAGUUUUAUAAUUCCUGGGUGGAUGCCCACAAAAAUACUAUUAACAUGAUUACUGAGCUCUUCACAUCUGGAAGUCUAAGGCAGUACCGGAAGAAGUAUAAAAAUGUCGAUACUAAGGCCAUAAGGAAUUGGGCGAGGCAGAUUCUCCGAGGUUUAGUCUUUCUCCACAGUCACAACCCGCCUAUCAUUCAUAGAGACUUAAAAUGUGACAAUAUUUUCAUCAAUGGAAAUCAUGGAGAAGUUAAAAUCGGAGACCUGGGAUUGGCAACUGUUAUGCAACAACCUACUGCUCGAAGUGUGAUUGGGACUCCUGAGUUUAUGGCUCCAGAGCUCUAUGAAGAGGAGUAUAACGAACUCGUCGACAUAUACUCUUUUGGGAUGUGCAUGUUAGAGAUGGUUACUUUUGAGUAUCCAUAUAGUGAAUGCAAAAGUCCUGCUCAAAUAUUUAAGAAGGUUACCUCUGGCAUUAAACCUGCAUCCCUUGGUAAGGUGAAUGACCCCCAAAUUAAAGAGUUCAUUGAGAAAUGUCUGGUUCAAGCAUCCGAGAGGCUUUCUGCAAAAGAGCUGCUCAAAGACCCAUUCCUUCAAGUUGACAACCCGAUGGAACCAAUCCGUGAUCCCUUACAGUUACCUAACCAAAGUCUGAAAGUAAUAAAUUUACCCAAGUCGGGGCCUCUUUCCAUGGACAUAGAUACUGAUUAUAAGCAGCUAUCUAUAAGCACAUGUGCAGGAAGCAACAAUGGAAGUCCACAGGUUCUGGAAUUUCAAAGGACAAAUAAAAACAACCAGUUCAGGUUAAAUGGGAUGAAAAUUGACGAUGAUUCAGUCUCAUUGACCUUGCGUAUUGCUGAUGCAUGUGGUAAGGUGAGUUACAUACAUUUUAUCUUUUACCUUGCUACUGAUACCGCAGUGUCUGUGGCGAGUGAGAUGGUUGAACAACUGGAGUUAACAGAUCAUGAUGUAGCCUUCAUUGCUGAGUUUAUUGAUUACUUGAUAAUGAAACUUCUACCCGGUUGGAAGCCUUCAUCUGAUUAUUCCUCAAGCGGACCAGUAAGUCCUUAUGGUGGCCAACCCUCAAUGUCCAGCCUGUGGGGUUCAGCGCUAUCUGGUAUUCCUGCUAGUUCCGGGGUUGAGCAAGAUGGUAGUUGCUGUGAUAACCCUGAAACAGUUAAUUGUAAUGGUGGCAUUACCUCUUAUCCAAGCUUUGCUGAUUUUGCUGAUGAACAUUCGAAAGUAUCAGUUGAGUCUGCUGUACUGGUUGAUGAUGCUUCCACCAAAAACGACAAAGUAGCUGAAUCUGUUGAUUGCAGCAAUACUGCUGGAAGCUGCAUGUGCUCAUUUUUUUAUGACAUCAAAUUUCAAAGCAACUAUGCUAGUAAUGCAGAGGAAUGCUCUCUGGUGAAUGGGAUCACAGAGAAGUUGGUGUUUCCGUUGCUUGAAAUCGAAGCACCAAAGGUUAUGAGCUUGACAAGCAGCUGUUCUUCACUGUCUUUGGCAGAUAAUGAUCUGGAUGCUGAGUUGAAGUCGGUACUUGAUACCAUUGAAUCACAGUACCAGCGCUGGUUCCAAGAACUCUCUAGGAUGAGGGAGAAAGCAUUGGAAGUGACUAGAAAGAGAUGGAUAGAAAAGAAGAAAGUGCCUGUUCACUAA